Molecule: messenger RNA, 1686 nt
Organism: Haliotis rubra (blacklip abalone)
Lineage: Eukaryota; Metazoa; Mollusca; Gastropoda; Lepetellida; Haliotidae
Product: ice nucleation protein-like
Exons: 1
Coding region: 1-1686 (561 amino acids)
Source: RefSeq, a predicted model, not a curated record
AUGGUUGCAACGCGCGACUCAAUACAUGACGCAACACUAGACACAACGCUGGUCACAACGCGAGACCCAACACUACACGCAACACUAGCCGCAAUGCCAGCAACAACGCGCCACUCAAUACUAGACACAACAGAUGAUGCAACGCUCGGCUUAACACAAGACGAAACACGUGACUCAACACUAGACUCAACAUUAUUCGCAACUGGCCACUCAACACAAGACACAACGCCAGCAACACGCCACCCAAAACUAGACACAACGCUGGUUGCAAAGCGCGACUCAACACUAGAUGCAGCACUAGCCACAACGCCAGCAGCAAUGCGCCACUCAAAACUAGACACAACGCUGGUCGCAAUGUGUGACUCAACACUAGACACAACGCUGGUCGCAACGAACGACUUAACUCUAGGCACAACGCUGGUCAUAAUGCGCCACUCAACACUGGACACAACAGAAGAUGCAACGCUCGACUUAACACUAGGCGCAAUGCUGGACGCAAAACGUGGCUCAACACUAGACGCAACACUGUCCGCAGCGCUCGGCUUAACACAAGGCGCAACGUGCGGCUCAACACUAGACACAACGCUGGUUGCAAUGCGCGACUCAACACAAGACACAACGCUCGUCGCAAAUGGCGACUCAACACUAGACGCAACACUAGACACGCUGGUUGCAAUGCUGGACGCAAAGCGUGGCUCAACGCUACACGCAACACUAUCCGCAACGCUCGGCGUAACAGAAGGCGCAACGCUCGACUCAACACUAGACAUAACGCUGGACGCAAUGCUGGAUGCAAAGCGUGGCUCAACACUAGACGCAACACUAGCCGCAGCGCUCGGCUUAACACAAGGCGCAACGCGCGACUCAACACUAGACACAACGCUGGUUGCCAUUCGCGGCUCAAUACUAGACACAAAGCUGGUCGCAACUGGCGACUCAACACUAGACGCAACACUAGACAUAACGCUGGACGCAAUUCUGGACGCAAACGGUGGCUCAACGCUACACGCAACACUAGCCGCAACGCUCGGCUUAACAGAAGGCGCAACGCGCGACUCAACACUAGACACAAAGCUGGUUGCAACUGGCGACGAAACACUAGACGCAACACUAAACACAACCCUGGACGCAAUGCGCCAGUCAACACUAAACACAACAGAAGAUGCAACACUAGACGCAACACUAGACACAACGCUGGACGCAAUGCUGGACGCAAAGCGUGGCUCAACACUAGACGCAACACUAGCCGCAACGGUCGGCUUAACACAAGGCGCAACGCGCGACUCAACACUAGACACAACGUUGGUUGCAAUGCGCGACUCAACACUAGACACAACGCUGGUCGCAACAAGCGACUCAACACUAGACACAACGCUGGUCGCAACCCGCGACUCAACACUAGACGCAACACUGGUCGCAACUGGCGACUCAACACUAGACACAACGCUGAUCGCAACGCGCGACUCAACACUAGACACAACGCUGAUCGCAACGCGCUACUCAACACUAGAAACAACGCUGGACGCAACGCGUGACUCAACACUAGCCGCAACACUAGAUGCAACGAGAGGCUCAAGACUAGAGUCAAUUCUAGACGCAAUGCACGACUCCACACUAGAGAACCUGAUCUGUGUAGUAAUGCAGUAUCAUGACAAACUCACUCUUGGGAUAACUCUGACGGAAUAA